AUGGCAGGCUUCGCGUUCGCAAACACGCCGGACCAUGUCCCAGGCGAUGAACAUCUCCCAGCAGAAUUUACGAUAAAAGCCUCACCAGACACAGACAUAUGGGCUAAACCGCCGUCCACCAAACGGUUCAAUGCUCCCAUCUUCUACAAGUCCAUGCCAUUGGACACGUUUAAGCGGGCCCGAGUAGCUAUUUCGGCCAACUGGAGCCAGAAAUACGACCAGGGUGGUCUCAUUAUUGUUCUGAACGGAAAUGACGGCGAGCGCAAAUGGGUGAAGACUGGCAUCGAGUUCACCCAUGACAAACCUCAUCUGAGUACUGUGGCCAAGGACCGCUGGGCAGACUGGAGUCUGCUUCCAGUUCCAUCAGGCUGCGGAGGUGCGACGCUAGAAAUCGCCAGAGAGCCGGACGAUAGCUUGUGGGUGUGGCUUGUUGAAGGGAUACAAAAGUCGCCAAUUAGAGAGAUCACCUGGGCCUUUGCGGACAAUGUCAAUGACUUUUGGGUUGGCGUUUAUGCGGCGAGGCCGUCGAGCGAGGGCGGGGAUUUGAUUGUCAGUUUUUCUUCAGUGGUAAUUGAGGUGACGGAUCCGGCUAGCAAAUAG
Messenger RNA from Aspergillus mulundensis, 600 nucleotides. RefSeq lists its product as uncharacterized. The record is from RefSeq and is a predicted model, not a curated record. NCBI's taxonomy places the organism in Eukaryota, Fungi, Ascomycota, Eurotiomycetes, Eurotiales, Aspergillaceae. The transcript has a single exon. Bases 1 to 600 code for a protein of 199 amino acids.